Messenger RNA from Symbiodinium sp. CCMP2592, 6501 nucleotides. The record is from the annotation of a GenBank genome assembly. NCBI's taxonomy places the organism in Eukaryota, Dinophyceae, Suessiales, Symbiodiniaceae.
AUGGCUGGGGCGGUACUCGUACGCCUUUUCAGCCUGUGGGGCGGUGUGUCUGCAACCUUUCAGCACGCCGCAUGUCCGAAACACAACGGACUUGGACUCUUACAAAAGUCGCCAUCCCUCAUGAAGGUGCAGGCUGAUCAUGACGUUGGCAUUGGUGAAGGUGAAGAUUUCUACCCAGUGGAUGGCGGGGUCGGUCGCGCAUGCCGCGGAGCUUCCCCAGGUGACAACAAGGCUGAGUAUUUCAUUGUCGCCACAGGGCAUGAUCUCGAGAGCUGCAAAGCCACUUGCAUAAGCACCAAUGGCUGCAAAGGCAUUGAGUUCCAUGUUUCGGGACGCUGCGAACUUUGGACACGCCCAGGGGGCAUAGCGGCCAGCAUUUCUCUCACGGACUACACUUGCCUAUGGUAUGGCACCAAGGCCAAGGAUUUCAUCCCUGUCGAUGGCGGAGUAGACCGCUUCUGCCGAGGUGCCACCUCCACUGACAACAACGAGGCUUACUUCAGUAUUAUGCAAGGCUUGGACCUUGAUGGCUGCAAACAAGCCUGCCGAGACAACUUGCAGUGUGUUGGCGUGGAGCAUGCAGGGACUCGUUGCGAGGUUUGGACAAGGGCCGAUGGCAUCGAGACAUCAGUCCCCGGAACCGGCUCGUCCUGCUGGAAGAAGGAGUUCUCGCACGCCGAUGGAACAGGUGAUCGCGCGUGCCGUGGUGCACAUGCUGGAGACAACAAGCCAACUUACUUCAGUGUUCAGUCUUCCGUGCCAACGCUGGAUGCUUGCAAAGACCACUGCAGGGCCACACCUGGAUGUGUCGGAAUCGAGCACAUUAACACCCGAUGCGAGAUUUGGACCAGACCCGAAGGGAUUCAGGCCAGCAUGCCAUCGGACGGAUACACAUGUUUGAAGUAUCAUGGGCCGGACAGCAGUGCCACCACAACGUCCGCACCGACAACUACGCCUCCAAGCCCAGCGUCGAGAACCCCCGCAGCAGAUGCUCAGUUCUUGAUUCAGGCAACAUUUGGGCCGACUCUUGCUAGCAUUGAGGAGUUAGGAAAAACCACAUACGACAGCUGGGUCGAUCGGCAAAUGGCUUUGCCAAUUACUUCCCAUCGGGAGUACUACCGCAAGCGUGUGAACCCACGACCUGUGCGGAGUGCAUCGGAUCUCAAUUCAGGAAGUCCACUCUCGCGCUGUUCGGUUGGUUCCAGGUGGGUACGGCAUGCCAUUCUCAAGACCGAUGUGAAUCGGCGUAUCCAAGUUUCCCGGGGCAAGAUCAAGGUGGACGACCUCUUCCGCACAGAUGUGGACCCCGCAUAUGUGGGAAACGGCCUGAGGGCCCCGCAGACCUGCACGGACCUUGCCCCCAAGAGCUGGCAGGAUGAAGGUUGGACUUGUGCAUCGCAGAGAUGGCGGGUGGAGCGAGAAUGCACCAAGGACAAAGAGUGGGUUGAAGACGGCUAUUGCCAGCACACGUGUUUCGAAGUUGGACUUGGGUAUGACGGAGAUGACUGCUCGCCUGGUUGGGCGAACUUAGAUUACGAGGGCUACAUAUGCCAUGUGCGAGCGGACGAGGCUGGUGCAUUCAUCAAACUGAGCACCUCUUCUGGCUGCUCGACGGAUUUCACCUACCAGCUGAAUCCUUCUGUUUGGAAAUCCAGUCCCGACAGCAGCAUCACACAGACGUUGAGCUUCGACAUCUUCCGCCCAGGCGUCCUUCUUCUUCGGGAAUCACCGGCACAAUGCAACCUAGCAACGAUUGUGCGGUCUGCCGCCGAAGGACAAAGCCAUUUCUACAUGCUUGAGGAGCGCCUGGAGCUAGUGGAGAACACGGUGGAGAAUCCAUCUGCAACAGGAUCCUCGUCUGGCAAGUGUCCCACCGUGUCCCGAAGCUUUCUGAACGAAGCCGGUUGCAAACUCCUCCCCGGUUGCUUGCCUCUUGGGCAGCAAAAACUGUUGGUGCCUCUGACCAUCACGAACUUGGCUGCAUUCUACUCAGUUGGUGGACGCUACGUGUAUGCCGUGACAGGUCUCAAAACCACCAAACCACCCUGCGGUUCCAUGUCUCGCUGGAAGCAUCUCGUGUGUGACCCUGUCUGUACUCCUUCAGACAUCGACAACUCAACUGCUGAAAAGAUUCGCAACGCCCUGGAAGAAGAAGCUGAUCAAGGACUCAGUCGUGAUAUUGAGGUUUCCUGCUCGGGCGUCCCUGCUGAAGCUGUGGUACAGGUGGGCAGCGAAUUCUUUCAACAUGUGCACGGUGAUGAGAACAAUGUCUAUGACUUCACAGACUGGACCCUUCAGCACCCGGGUGGCGCAAGCAAAAUCAAACAGUUCACCUCGAAGGGCUAUCUUCUAGUCUUCCCGAGUUGGCACCCGAUGGACAGAUGGGACACUGGCCUUGCAACGGAGGUCAUACGUCCAGGAUUUGUCGGGAAGCUGGGAACCACAGUCCAGUUCCACAAUCUCCCCCAACCCUUGCAAACGGAUGCCCUGGCAGCUGCUCUUGGAGCUGUCCCCGAAGAGCAGGAAUUCUCAGAGGUUUGCGGUUCGCCAGGAGAAGUUUCAAACGAUCCGCAGAGCGGUCAUCACUUGUCCUUCAAGCACGGUGCGCCAGAUGAUUGGUACUUCGACAGUUCCUACGGCUUUUCGGGUGGCAUCGAUCGCUUGGCGAAGUCUGCCGUUUGGACCAUGCAGAGUCUGCACGCAGAUGAUCAGCUGCGACAGCGGGCCGCCUGGGCAUUAUCGCAGAUCUUUGUGUGCUCCGUUCACGGUGGAGGUUAUCGUGAAAGAGCAGAGUCAUGGCUUUCAUACUAUGAUAUCUUCGUGCGGAAUGCCUUCGGCAACUUUCGCGACAUCAUGCAGCAAGUGACCUACAAUCCUAUAAUGGGAGACUAUUUAACAUACAAAAGGAAUCGGGCAUGGGAUUCAGUCGGCAGAUUCCCGGAUGAGAACUACGCACGCGAGAUUAUGCAGCUGUUCACCAUCGGCCUUUGGAAGCUGAAUCCGGACGGCACUGACAUGCUGGACCAGGACGGCAAUCGAAUUCCCACAUACUCAAACGACCAGAUUAUGAACUUCGCUCGUGUUUUCACUGGCUUUGAUGAGCAAAGGGAUCGAGGCAACGUGGAGUAUGUGGAUGGGAGGAAUCGUAUCGACCCCAUGCAGAUGAAGGCAGAUUGGCACGACAAAUACCCAAAGCCAGACCUUGAUGGUAACUAUUUGGGAGACGGCUAUCCCCUGUGUUCUGACCUGCCUGCGGGAGCAUUUUUGAUGAAGGGUGCAAAGUACCAUUUCGUGGGCCAUGUCCACGACGAGGAUGAUGGAGUGCUCAACCUCAGCAGCAGUUCAGCAUUGCACCAGGCUUUGUGUUUCGAGGCCAGUGGCAAGUGCAGCUAUCGGUUGACCGUGGAGUUAGCCCAGACGCUCACAUGCACAGGUGCAGAGUGCACGGCCGACACGGUGAAGACCGUCAGCGUGUCUGGCGGGCUGUACGAGUACGUGGAGCCCACAUGUGUGAACCUCUUCUUUUUCAACGGCCAAGCAACCAGAAAAGGGGGCAGAUCGUGGGGAUGGACGAAGACAUGCCGUGAUCCAAAUGCUCUCGUUGCCGGCAUUGCUUGUUGCAACGGUUGCAAGAACAGCACAACAAGCUGGAUGCGGCGCAAGGGCUACACGUGCGAGAACGCCCAAACCACGUGGCCGUCGAUGUUUACUGACAAGUGCGGUCCCAAUGGUACCGAUAGCUGGUGGCAGGAUGCGAAGUUCUGUCAGCUGGCAUGCUGGGAAGCUGGCCUGGGCUAUGAAGGCGAUGACUGCUCCUACGGCUUGUGGCAUGGGGAACGACCGUGCAACUACGAUUACGAGCGUGUACGCUUUGCCACAGCUGAGAAGAUGUGUAAAGCUCGCGGGCUGGAAGUUUGCAAUGAGAAGUUGGAGGACUACGGUUGCCAAUACAACGACGAGCAUGUAUGGACUCCGGAGACUUGCUCCUACGAGGUCAUUGUCCAUGAGGAUGGAUUGGUCAGUUCCAACUGGACAAGUAAGACCAAGCAGAAUAAGAUCAAAGUCUAUUGGCAGGACCGCUUGUAUCAGUAUCCAAAAGUAGACAAUGGCCAAUGCCCAUCAGGCUGUGUGGUAGCUGAUACGGCAUGCUCUUGCGACAUGACAGUCGAAACCAGGGUGGCUUUCACUUCCACGCCGACGGCCAGCGAAGUGGCCAAGUUGAAGAUCGGGGCCGCCCCACCGAGCAUCGCUUGCUCCUCAAACUGUGGAGGUGAAGUGCGUACAUAUUUUCUCAAGGGCCAGUUUGAUGAGAGCACCGUUUUUGAGCACAACGGAGUCUUCUACAAGAAUUCGGAAAGUGUGGUCAAGGUGGGCAGCUAUGAGUUUCGCAAUCCUCCAGUCUUCAUGCCAACGAACUAUGCUGAACCAAAGCAUGCUUUGGCAGAGGUAGAAAGCCUGCUCGACCAUCUCUUCAACCAUCCAAACACAGCCCCUUUCAUCAGCUAUCGCUUGAUCCAGCGGUUUGCAAGCUCCAAUCCUUCCCCGGCAUUCGUGCUCGAUGUGGCCAACGCUUUCAAAACUGGUCGCUACAACGGCAAAGUGUAUUCCGGGAAGUACGGGGAUUUGGGUGCCACUUUCGCGGCCCUUUUGUUGCAUCCCGAAGCCCGAGGCCAAAGUACGCCUUCCAAUGGAGCACUGAGGGAGCCGCUUCUGAAGCUGAUGCACCUGAUGCGAGCUAUGGAGUACAAAGACCAGGCGCAGAGGAUCGUCAUGAUUCAAAACCUGCAAGACAAGAUCGGUCAGUGGCCUUUCAACCAUCCGUCUGUAUUCAACUACUACUUGCCGGAUUUCAAGCCAGACAAUUUCCCGCAAGGAAUGGUUGCACCGGAGUUUCAGAUUUUCACUCCACCCAUGGCUAUCAAUUUCAUCAACGGACUAGCCUCUUUGAUCGAUUAUGGACUGGGCGAGUGCAGGCGAGGUUUCGGCUUCUGGUCAAGCAAUUGCUCACACGGUGUACUCCAUGUGGGGGAGUUCGAAUGCCUGCAGCCCACCAUUGAUCAGAUGGAUCUGCUCCUUACGGGUGGGCGAUUGCACAACAAGGAGUUCAUCAAAGCCGCAUAUCAAGAAGCCGAUGGAGCGGACCGGUACCAGGUGGCGCAGAAGGCGGUAAUCCUCAGUCCAGAGUUCAACAUUCUGGGCAGCUCGCUUCCGCUCGGACCGCGUCCUCCUCCGGUACCAAAGCCUGAGCAGCAGCCCCGAGAUUACAAAGCAUUGAUUAUGGUGUUUUUGAACGGCGGCGCUGACAGCUACAACAUGCUCGUUCCAGUCAAUUGCCCUCUUUAUGAUGAGUAUCGCACCGUGCGGGCAAACAUUGCCAUGAAUGUUGAGGACCUGCACCUGAUCGAUGCCAACAAUCAGAAUUGCUCGCAGUACGGAAUUCACUUCGCGCUGCCAACUUUCAAAGAGCUGUACGACAGCAAAGAGUUGGCAUUUGUUGCCAACGUCGGCUCCCUGGUCGAAAGCAUGGACAGAACAAAAUGGAGAUCUGGAUCCGGUGAGAACUGUGUUGGCCUCUUCUCUCAUUCAGACCAGCAACGUGCAGCCCAGACAUUGACUUGCCACUUGGCCUCCGCCUCUUCCAAAGGUGCUGGAGGUAGGAUUGCCGAUGCAUUAGCUGGCGGCAGUAGCGCAAUGAAGACCAUGUCCUUCAGCGUUGCCGGAUCGCAGCCGUGGCCCCAAGGUGUCGAAACCAAUGCCGAAAUCAUCAACAACGGUCAGCCCAUCGGCAUCGAGAAAAUGGAGCAGCUGCAAGUUGUCAUUGACAAUAUCACUGGCAUCCAACAUGGAAACAUCUAUGGCGAAGAGUACAAUCAGCGAUUGUCUGCAGCUUUGGCUUUCAAUGAGCAACUUACAAAAAGCUUGAAGAAUGUGGAGUUGAAGACCUCCUUUUCGACGGAUAAUCGAGGCCUGACCCGACAGUUGAAGGAGGUGGCUCGAUUGAUUGCAUCCCGAGCUGAGAGGAAGGUGGAGAGGGAUCUGUUUUUUGUGCAGCUUGGAGGCUUCGACACACAUGCAAGCGUCGCCUGGAAUCUCCGGCGUCGUUUUGAGGAAGUGGAUCAUGGCUUCAAGCGGUUCGUUGCAGAGCUCAAAGCCCAAGGGAUCUUUGAUUCCACCGUUAUGGUCACACACUCCGAUUUCGCUCGCACAUUGACUCCCAACAGUGGGCAAGGCUCAGACCAUGCAUGGGGUGGGAACUACAUCGUCGCCGGAGGUGCUGUCCAGGGCGGCAACAUCUUCAAUUCCUUUCCGAAGUCCUUCUUGCCCGGAGCUGAGCAAGAUGCUGGUAGAGGACGGCUGAUCCCAAAGCACCCAUGGGAAAAUUUUAUGCGUCCAGUUGCCGAAUGGGUGGGACUCGAUGCAUCACAGCUCUCUGAAGUGUUUCCGAAUAUUGGGAAUUUCGACUCCUCCCAUUUCAUCGAUAAGGCUUCAUUGUUCAAAUGA